This is a messenger RNA of Plodia interpunctella (Indianmeal moth), 2101 nucleotides long. RefSeq lists its product as uncharacterized. Lineage: Eukaryota; Metazoa; Arthropoda; Insecta; Lepidoptera; Pyralidae. Bases 115 to 1389 code for a protein of 424 amino acids. The record is from RefSeq and is a predicted model, not a curated record. The transcript has 2 exons.
UUUCAUUCCAGUCAAGUGACAUUUUUGUUGCAUUGGAAAUAAAAUAAUUUCGAUAUAACUUGUAUGUUUGGGAGGAGGGAUGGAUGAGUGCACAUAGUUGAAGCGAGGGACACCAUGCCUAAGCUAGGGCAUGUUACGGACCUCCGGGAGCAGUGGCUGGUGCGCGCCGACGGGGCUCUCGCCCACAGGCUCCAAGACCGCGAAAUAUCCUCACAUUUGUGUGAAAACAGGUACAGAAACCAACAAAUCCGAGAAGAUUUUCCUCUGGCACUAAACGAACAGCGUGGUAUUGACCAUGAACUGCACAUUCGUGAAAUGACUAGAUUGCGUCAGGCAGAGAUUGACGCAGAAAUUGCCCGAGAAAUUGCUGAAAUAAACCUGCGUCGGCAACGUCGACAGCUCCCCGAAGUUCCACAACCGAGCUCAAGUCGCGCCGCGCCCGCCCCUGCGCCUCCUCCGCCCGAUGACGAUAUUAAUCCUGAAGAACUUGGCCUUUCUCCAGCAGAACUAGAGGAAAUGAAAAAGAGAUUAGAACAGGAAGAAAGGGAUGCAAGACUGGCCAGAGAAUUGAGCCAAGGACAAGGUGAAGAUGCUUUAUUAGCUGAUAUGAGGUGUGCUGUGGAAGUUCAAGAUGGAGAAUUGGCGAGGCUCCUGCAGGAACGGGAGUAUAAGAAGCUUCAGAGAGCUAAAGAAAAAGCGAGACAAAAGGCACUCUUGAAGAAGCAACAGCGUCUAGCUCAGCAACAGAGGGAGAGUGAACCGUUGCCGGCACCUCCACAAACAAUGUUAUGUGAUGCUUACAGUAAUCCAAGAGAUUUAAUCCGUGAUAGCAGACUUCGAUUAUGCAAGUCUGUUGACUCUGAUUUGAAUUAUGUUGAACCUUUUGAGAAAGAACACAUCCAGUCCAAAGCCAGUGCUUUGCAGUCCAAAGAGAUAUCUAAUCAGUACUAUUCACAGGAACCGAGUACAAGUAAUAUGAAAUCUUCUCAUUCAUAUACUAGAUCUAUGGAAUUUGAGAAACAAAAUCCUCAGAAUAUAAAUACGCCUCUGCAGCACAGGCAGCCUCCACCUCCUCCUACAACAGGGAAAAAGCCUCGGUUUCCAGACCCGGUGAGCAUCAGGCCGGCAUCUCACUAUCCCAUGGACAACACAGACAGCCACUCCAAUAUCCAAAUCAUUCCACACAGCAUUAGUGAGAACAACAACUUGUACAGCUCAACAUUCCCCAUGGACAAUGGCAACAUGACACCACAGCGUAUGACAAAUGACAGGAAUGACAACAGCAAAAGGCUGUCAGUCAUCUCUGACAUUACAGCUGAAGGUUUAGCUAAGAAGAAGAGCAAACAGGCUGACAUGCAGAAGAAAAGAAAGGGAUGUAAGAUACAGUAAUUUUGAAUCUCCUCUUAUUUGAUGAUCAUUAGAGGCAUGUAUUGUCGCAAGUGUAUUAAGUUUUGUACUGUAUUGACAUACUGAUUAACAUUUUGAACUAAAUGUUAGAUUAUCCAGAUUAAGAAGUGUUCAGAUUUAAGUUUUAACAAUGUGUUGAAUAGCUUUAAGUUAUUUAAUAUCAGUUUAAGUGUGCAGAAGUACCUGCCGAAACCAAUGAGCCAUCGUAAUGUUAAGCUGUCAGUGCCUUGAUUUAGCAUUAAGAGAUAUAACAUUCCAUAGUAUUAAUUUAUGAAAAUUUAAAUUGGACUGAUAUCAGGUCUAUUGAAGUAAAUAGGCGAUAUUUUCAAGUGCCUUUAAGUAUUUUAAAACUCCAUAAUUUACAAAAAUAACAUAAUCUAAGUUUAGCUUAUGAAUAGCUUAAAAAAACAGCUAUAUCAAUUCUAAAUCUCUUGAUAUUAUUCCUUAUGAAAUCUCAAUUUUGAAUAUUUAAAAAAUAAUAUGCUCAAUUUGUAUUAGUUUUGAGAAACUGAAAUCUUACUCGUUGUACUUAAUCGUAAGACUGAUGUUAGCCUGUAAUCACAAAUGAUUGGUUAGAAUUUUUGAUUUUUUUUUAAUAAGUACUUUUAUAUUUGUUUACAAUGUUUUGGCAUUAUUGUUCUUGUGUGGUGCCUAAAUUGGUGCUAAUUUUAAUAAUAUAUCUUCAUAAUCUCAA